UGAACCAAUCAGACGCUCACAGCUCUUGCCUCGUGAGAUAUAUAAACUCCAAGUCGUCGGAGCUGGGAAACUCUAUUUGUAUAUUGUCUUCUGCGCGCAUAGUGUAAUAUUAGACUAUAAUGGCUCGUACUAAGCAGACUGCUCGUAAAUCGACUGGUGGUAAAGCGCCCCGAAAGCAAUUGGCGACAAAGGCUGCACGUAAAAGUGCACCUGCAACUGGAGGAGUGAAGAAACCUCAUCGUUAUCGUCCCGGAACUGUUGCUCUUCGUGAAAUUCGAAGAUACCAAAAGAGUACUGAGCUUUUGAUCCGUAAAUUGCCUUUCCAACGGCUUGUUCGUGAAAUUGCACAGGACUUUAAAACUGACCUUCGUUUCCAAAGUUCAGCAGUUAUGGCGCUUCAAGAAGCAAGCGAGGCCUACCUAGUUGGGCUCUUUGAAGACACGAAUCUUUGUGCUAUUCACGCUAAGAGGGUUACUAUCAUGCCAAAAGAUAUCCAGUUGGCACGUAGAAUUCGUGGAGAACGAGCUUAAAUGUUUUUCUGGUAGCAAAAAUAAGAACGGCCCUUUUCAGGGCCAACAA
Bombus impatiens (common eastern bumble bee) is the source of this 579-nucleotide messenger RNA. RefSeq names its product histone H3. Gene Ontology annotation, cellular component: nucleosome. NCBI's taxonomy places the organism in Eukaryota, Metazoa, Arthropoda, Insecta, Hymenoptera, Apidae. Gene Ontology annotation, molecular function: structural constituent of chromatin; protein heterodimerization activity; DNA binding. The record is from RefSeq and is a predicted model, not a curated record. Bases 120 to 530 code for a protein of 136 amino acids. The transcript has a single exon.